This is a messenger RNA of Centruroides sculpturatus (bark scorpion), 5590 nucleotides long. RefSeq names its product NACHT and WD repeat domain-containing protein 2-like. The transcript has 7 exons. Gene Ontology annotation, molecular function: protein binding. NCBI's taxonomy places the organism in Eukaryota, Metazoa, Arthropoda, Arachnida, Scorpiones, Buthidae. The record is from RefSeq and is a predicted model, not a curated record. The coding region runs from base 25 to 4959 and encodes 1644 amino acids.
AUACUACAUCUAUACCCUUAAGACAUGGACGACAAAUCCGUAGACCGGAUAUUUAUGGGGUCUUUAGUCAAUAUGCCACCCGUCAGUUCGAAAAUCGUUAGGAUAUUCACCAGUUCGACUUUCACAGAUAUGUCACUGGAACGUAAUCACUUAAUGGAAGAUGUUUACCCAAAAAUUAAGGAAUUCUGUAGAGAAAAACAUGGACUGGAAUUUCAAGUGGUAGAUAUGAGGUGGGGUGUAAGAGAUGAAGCGACCGACGACCACAUGACAACUGAUUUAUGUAUGAGAGAAAUCCAAAACUGCCAAAGAUUAUCCAUGGGACCUAAUUUUGUGGUUUUCCUGGGACAAAAAUAUGGCUAUAGACCGAUUCCCACUAUCAUCGAUGGUAGCGAAUUUCGUCAAAUUGUGGAUGCUCUGACCGUUAUGGGUUACGAUAAUACGUUGCUGAGCACGUGGUAUCAGGAGGAUACAAAUGCCAUCCCUUCUGUUUUCGUUCUACAACCGAUAAGCUCCAUCUUACCGAACUUCAAUAACAAGAGAAUGCCACAACUGCAAGCUCAAGAUCAGUCGACUUGGUGGACAACUCUGGAAAAUCUCCAAAAAUUUCUUCGAAUUGCGGCUCAGGCUUUGUACGAAACUAAGAAAAUGGAUAAGGAUGCAAUGCAUAAUUACAUGAUGUCAGUGACGGAAAGAGAAGUUAUUAAUGGUAUCCUCAACGUAAAAGAUACAAAAAAUCAUUGCCUUGCUUACGUACGCCAUAUAAAUAAUAUAAAUAUGGGAAACUUGAGAGAAGCUUCUAAAUUUAUCGAUGUUAUCAAUAAAAAUAUCGACGUGGAGGCUCAAAAUUUGUUAAAUAAUCUUAGAGACGAAAGACUUGUAGAAAAGAUAGAAAAGUCCAAUUUUAUGAAGUACACGGUGGAAUGGAAUGGGAAGGACGGAUUAGAUGACGAAACGCAUGCUGAUUACUUAAAACACUUUAAGUGCCAUUUUUAUAAAUACAUAACAAAGCUAGUUGAUAGAGCUAUGAGAAAAGAAGAUUUAUCCUCUCAAGGGCAGAUUGUAACAGAGAUAUUACAACACUUGUAUUCUUGCAAGAACACAGCAGAAGUUUUUCAAGGAAGAGAAGAGGAGUUGCAAUAUAUAAAAGACUACAUUACGAACACCUGCAAUAGGCCUUUGGUGCUUCACGGCGAUGGAGGAAGCGGAAAAACAUCCCUUCUAGCCAAAGCUGCUAGUAUGGUGCCAACGUGGUGCCAAAAUCAGAAAGCCAUACAGAUUAUACGUUUCUUGGGCACGACACCCGACUCUUCCUCGGUGGUGCCCAUGUUGGCUAGCAUAUGCCAACAGAUCUGUUACAAUUAUUUAAUUCCUUUGACUGAAGUCCCCGAUGAACAUAUACCUCUAAUUGUAUAUUUUAAGCGUUUGUUGAGCCAAACUACCAAAGAACAGCCCCUGUACAUAUUUUUAGACUCGGUUGAUCAAUUGGCAUCUGCAAACAAUUCAAAUAAAUUGACAUGGCUGCCGACGAGACUCCCUCCCAACGUCAAGCUUGUAGUAUCGGCAGUAUCAGAGGGAGAAUGUAAAGAUUUUGAGAUUUUGUCGAAGAUGAUACAAGACACAAAAUGUUUUCUUCGUGUGUUGCCCUUAAGUGAAGACGUAGCAACAUAUGUCAUUAAGGUAUGGUUGAAACGUGAAGGAAGAGGAUUGAGUUCGUAUCAGUGGAGCAUCGUGCAGAGUGCAAUAUCAAAAUGCACAUUGCCUAUUUUUGUAAAAUUGGUUUAUGCAGAGGUGAUCAGAUGGAAAUCUUACACUAGGAUCAGUAGUAACAGUUUAGCUUACACUGUAAUGGAUAGUAUCAUGAAAUUAUUUGAUAGAAUAGAAACACAGCAUGGCAAAUUGCUGGUCUUUCACGCAUUAGCAUAUAUUACAGCUUCUAGAAACGGAUUGAGCGAAUCAGAACUCGAAGAUCUUAUAUCUUUGGACGACAUCGUCUUGGACGAUGUGUAUCAAUACCAUUUACCACCUGUUAGAAGGAUUCCUCCUCUGUUAUGGACACGUAUACGCAGAGAUCUUCCAAAUUACUUAACUGAGAGGGAGGCCGGUGGCAUUUCUGUUAUGAAUUGGUACCACAUACAAUUCCGUCAGGCUGCCAUCGAGCGUUAUUUCAAAAAUCAAAAUACUGUUAACUACUUCCAUUCCUCCAUAGCCGAUUACUUUUUGGGAAAAUGGGGAGGAGGAAAGCCGAAACCGUUCACUUAUACAGAAAUGCAGAAACAAAGAUUCAAUCUUAAGGACAAAUCGGGUGAAGCGGAUCGUAAAGUACCCUUACAGCCUCUGUAUUUUACGAGCAAGGACGGCAAGAUACGUUAUAAUCUGAGAAAAUUUGGAGAACUGCCGUAUCAUUUAGUUCGAAGUCAGAGGUUUGAUGAUAUGUUUAAUGAGGUUCUGUUUAAUUAUUCAUGGCUACACAGUAAGUUAGCCAGUUGCCCAUUGCAGUCUGUGUUAUCAGAUUUUGAAGAUACCUGCAAUAACAUCUCUAACACAGCGGUUGUAAGAGAAAUGAAUCUUGUGGCCGAUGCAUUAAGAUUAGGUGGCGCUGUACUUAGUCACUAUCCCGACAUGCUGGCUAGCCAGUUACUGGGUAGAUUGCUACCUUUAAAAAACUCUUAUAAACUUAUACAAUGUUUGUUAAACGAGUGCGAUCACUUGGGACCCGAACAUUGCGCUUUGCUUCCAUCGUACCAUUGUUUGCAUACUCCAGGAGGCCCAUUGAAGUACUCAUUGGAAGGCCAGCAAUUUGCAGUUUUUGGCUUUGUUCUGACUUCGGAUAAGAGAUACAUCCUAUCCGUCUCAAACAGAUUUAUUAUGUGGGAUCUAUCGACCGGAGAAAUUACUCGAGAUAUCAAUCCUGAUAUACCAGGAAUCAUGCAAACUCUAGUAUUAACAGAAGACGACAGAUUUGCCGCUUCGUAUACUAAUUACGACGAUAUUUUGAUACUUAAUCUACUUUCUGGAGAUGUUUAUAAACGAAGAAUCGAGAGCGACGUAGAAAAUUCUAUAAUAGGGCUCAGCAUAACAAAUUCGAGUGUUAUCGCAUGGAGUGAGAAAGCUUGGUUAGUUUUUAAACUCGAAACAAAUGUUUUAGAUGAAAAAUACGUCUUGGAUGAUGAAAAUUUAACUUUAAUCAGCGUUUUAUAUGAUAACUGCAGUGAUUAUCAUCUACUUCUUAAUAAGAAAGAUGGCGAAACUCAAUUAUUAAGGAGUUUUAUAAAUGGUAAAUAUCUCAAAGAUAUACAUUUCAAUGGUGGAUUAGUGUUCAGUGAGAUUCGCCAUUUUGUUUACUUGGUACAAUCGAAUAUUAUUGGAGGAUAUACAAUUACCGGCUACGAACUGUGUAAAAAUUCCGGGUGGUGUCAAGCUAAAGUGUUCUAUAGUACACCCCAGAAGGUGCUUCAGUUAGAUCUCGUUGGAAGAAACGAAUGCAUAUGUGUAACCGUCUCUCUGGGAUUUAGCAUCUGGAAUAUAGAAAAAAAGAAAGAAGUAUCGCUAUCCCUCCCGAAAAACGUGAGAAACAUAUCAAUUAAACCGUUGAAAUCUCAAAGUUCUCUAGUUCUAACAAAGAACAAGAUGUAUGCCUUGGGUGGAGUUAGGAAAUAUCUGUACCUAUGGGAUAUGGAAAGCGAAAGAAUGGUCAAAACCAUAGAUGCUCAUUUCGGGCGCAUACUUGGCUUGAAGACACUCACAGUAGAUGAAAUGGAUGCUGUUGUAUCCUCUUCCAUUGACAGAACGGUGAAAGUAUGGAAUAUUAAGAAUAUUUUCGAGCAAGUUCACGUGAUCGAUAGAAUGGAAAGCGCCAUAGAUGCAGUUUAUUUGGUCGACGUUCAUAAUUUAGCCGUAACUGUAACAAGAAGUUGUAUUGGAAUAUGGGCAUUGACCACAGGAAAACUAAUAACAAAGUUAGCCGACAGCUCUAUUGGUGCCAUUGUCACUCACGCAGCAGUCACUUCUAGUGGCAGAUAUAUAAUAUGCGCGGAAUCUGGAAACUGUUUAGUGUGGGACAUGGAAAUUGGGGAAGUGACAAAGAGGAUACCUCAUAAAAAUAUUCUGCAAAUUCUUCUGGUUCAGGAUUCUAAAAUGUUGAUACUCUCGCAAGAAAAGGAGAAGCAAAUCCUGUGUACAUAUUUAAGUCUUCCAAGCUGCGAGGAGGAAUACAGCUUUACCUACCAGUACACCAUUUUUAGAAAAAUGGUGGUGACCUGCAAAGGGGAGUAUCUAGUAUUUGUAAAUACGGAAAAAGAAAGGGAAUAUAUUACUGUAUACAGUACUGAAACAGGAGUUUACCUCCAUAAAAUACCACUGAGAUUACGCGCUCUUAAAGGUUUCACUGAAUUAAUUGCCAUACCCAAUAACAACGAUCAAGUGGGUUUAAUCGGGGGGUCUAAAUCGUGCAUUAUUGACAUAAAAGCGAAAAAGCUAGUAAGGAUUUACAGUAAAUGGAACGGAUCUUGCACUAGAGAUGGUAAAUUAGGUUUACACUCUCCUUCUAAAGGCGGUUUGGAAUUAGUAGAAUUGAGAAAAGGGACGAUCACCAAAGUGCUUCUUCCACAAAUUUCCGAAGGUGUCUUCAACGUGGUAGCAAAAUUUACAAGAUCCGAUCGUCACGUUAUUUACUACCACAGUGGCAAGAGGACUAUCAGUUUGUUUCGAGUUAAGGAUGGGAAGAUGAUCGCCAAUUACAGAUUAUCAGCGGAAGCUAAUGCCAUCACCAGCACACGAGACGGUUUAUCUAUAGUGGUGGGUGGUAUCGAUGGUAGUUUUGUGGUUUUAUCGGUAGUAGACCCCGACAUACCAGAGACUAAAACACGUUUGGCUUCUCUACCGAGCAGGACUGAUGACAAUAAAAGCCCUCUGAGCAUUUACUGUAAGAACAACGGUAAAAUAUCUUUUAAAUUUUAUUGAUAGAGGGAAGAUUUUAACCAUAGAGGAUUGAAAAAGGAAAUCCUUCUCCUGUUCAUAAAGAAAGUUCUAAGAAGAUCCUUCUCCCAUUCCCGAAGGAAAUUCUAGGAAGAUCCUUCUUAACAUAUCAAAAAUUACGUAUUGAAGCCACUGGAGUUGAAUUUUGUACAUGGUGCCAAAUUUAUUACGCUCGUCCUGUAUAUUUUCUGUACGUCAAGUUGGAUUUUUUUGUUCGAUUGAUGGUCAGUGAUGUAAUGUAACAGUACAAAUCGAUUAAUCAACAUCGAGAAUGACGUCAGAACGUAUUUUUAGAUAUAAAAAUCUUUCUGAAUUACCAUCACUCUAUCAUAUUGAUUAUUUAAAUUAAGUGAUGUUAAUUAUUGAUCCGUAGCGUGGCUUUUGCUUUCUACAGCUUAAAAAAAAGGGGGAUUAAUAUUCUUUGUUUGCCACUCUCUGUUAAAAAAUAAUUUUUAAGUACAAAUACUUUUUAUUUGUCUUCGUUUUUAUAUAUUAAAUUAAGAAUAUUUUGCAAUUCAUGGCAUUUAAAUUCGUGAAUAAUGUUUUAUCUAGAAACCAUAAAGAAUAUAUUCUUGUAUCAAAUUUCAUUACUAUGCGUUGUAGGAACUUGAAAAAU